Molecule: messenger RNA, 3037 nt
Organism: Dromiciops gliroides (monito del monte)
Lineage: Eukaryota; Metazoa; Chordata; Mammalia; Microbiotheria; Microbiotheriidae
Gene: UBTD2
Product: ubiquitin domain containing 2
Exons: 3
Coding region: 137-949 (270 amino acids)
Molecular function (GO): protein binding
Source: RefSeq, a predicted model, not a curated record
GGGGAGUGGGGGGGAAAGGAGGCCGAGCACGAGCACGCCUGCCCGGACCUCGGCGGCGGCGGCGGCUGCAGCGGCGGCAGCAGCGACGACCGAAGAAGAGGACGAGGCAGGCAGGCGGGCGGACGAGGCCGCCCCCAUGGGCGGGUGUGUGGGCGCCCAGCACGACUCUUCGGGCAGCCUCAACGAGAACUCGGAGGGCACCGGAGUUGCUUUAGGUCGUAAUCAGCCUCUGAAAAAAGAGAAACCAAAAUGGAAAAGUGAUUAUCCCAUGACAGAUGGACAACUGCGCAGCAAGAGAGAUGAAUUUUGGGAUACUGCACCAGCCUUUGAAGGCCGUAAAGAAAUUUGGGAUGCUCUGAAGGCUGCUGCACAUGCAUUUGAGAAUAAUGAUCAUGAACUGGCACAAGCAAUCAUUGAUGGUGCAAAUAUAACAUUACCACAUGGUGCCCUUACGGAGUGUUAUGAUGAACUGGGAAACAGAUAUCAGCUUCCAGUCUAUUGCUUGGCCCCACCAAUCAACAUGAUAGAAGAAAAGAGUGACAUAGAGACUCUGGAUAUUCCUGAUCCACCACCAAAUUCUGGAUAUGAAUGUCAACUCCGUUUACGCCUUUCCACAGGCAAAGAUCUCAAACUUUUGGCUCGUAGUACAGACACAGUGUACCACAUGAAGAGGAGGUUGAAUGCAGUGGAAGGGGUGGAACCAAGUAGUCAGCGCUGGUUCUUUUCAGGCAGGCCACUCACUGACAAAAUGAAACUGGAAGAAUUGAAGAUCCCAAAGGACUAUGUAGUACAGGUUAUUGUGAGCCAGCCUUGCAAACUCCACCUCCAGUUGAGAACUGAACUGCUCGUCUUAGCUGGUUUCUCAUCUUUGGUUUUUCCUCCUUUAUGGCGUGAAAUUUAUUUUCACUGCCCUUAUUUACCAAUGAGUGGAUUUAGUUCUGAGGAAUGACCAAUGAAAAAUUCCAUCUCUGAUGGAGAUCUACACAAAAAAAUAAAACACAAAGAGCCAGCCUUUGAGACUCAUGUGAUUGCCAUUUCUAAUGCAAGAGUCAACAAAUGAAAUAGAUAACCAUUUAUUAAAAAAAAAAAAACAGAAACCCAACAUAAUGGCUAUGUUAAAAUGAUUUUGAACUAUGAAUAAAGCAGCCAUCCAUGAGAACAGCACCUUUAGAAUUCAGAAUAACUUUUUUUAAGCAAACCAAAUUAGGCUAUUUCAAAAAAUUCUAUUACUUAAUUUUGUCCCUAAAUGCAACGUUUUUUAAUGGCAACAGAAAUGCAGUAUUUAUGAUGUUUCUUUCUGAUUUUAGCUACUGAUUAUUCAAAUUCAUCCAUCAAGGGGGAAAACGGGAAAAAAUAUCCCUAGCAUUGUGUUUCAGCAUUGCUUUCCCUUCCUCCACGUGUUGAGGUUUUUAUGUUCAUAUCACCCAUUUUUGGGUACCAUUUAUCAAGCUGUUGGUAGGCAGCCUUACGCUGUUACUGACUUCUGGAGCACUAGGCAAUAAUUUAGUAAAUACAGUAAAAUCUUAUAUUGUAUUGCACUUGAUUCAGAGUUCUUUUGUCCUCCUGCCUCAGUGGUAUCUGGAAAUGUCUACUGAAUUAUUGACCUCUGUUUCCACCUUUAACCUCAGGAGGCCACUCCUCUAAUACCUUUGCUACUUCUGGCUGGGGGAGGAAAAAACCCAGUAAUCAUCACAGCUUGUGCUUCAAAUGCACAACUGUUUUGAAGUGUAUGUGUUCUCCCCUACAGAACAAUGUGAGGGGCAUCUUUGUUGGGAAAGAGAAUCAGCAUAGGCCUACACCAACCAUUCUCCUGUGUACCCUGAGCCAGACUCCAAUUCUGGGCUGCAUGGGAACAGUGAAACUGGAUGUCCUCGCAGGAAGAUGCAAUGAUUCUCUCUUUUCCCUCUGCCUUGCAUGAAGAAUGUAAGGACUGCCCAUUCACCUGUGCCUAGGAGGAGAAUUGUGCCUAUUUUCACCUAGCCAUCAAAUAAUAGCUCACAUUUCUAUAGUGCUUAAGAAUUUGCAAAAGCGCUUUCCUUAUUUUAACCACUCAGUGUGAAAGAUUUCCUGACAUCAUUUAAACACCAGCAUUAAAAAAACAGUUCAGUGAUGCAUUGCUUCAUACACUUGACAUUGCAUGCUUUUCUUGAAUAACUUCCUAAUUCACUGUUCAUUAUUUUCAGUCAUGUUGGAUGGUACUUUUUCUCCAUCAUAUUUUCUUGGAUAAUGUAUAUAUAAGGAAAUACCUGGGAAAUGAGAAAGCCUUUUGGUUCACUUGGUUUGUGAAGUGUAUCCUGGCCUCAGUUCAAGCUGCCAGAAAUUGAGAUUGUGGGCUUACUGAUUUGUAAAUGGGGAAGGGAGAUAUUAAUACAUACUGUUAGCCUACAUCCCAUAUUAUUUCAACUCUGCAUCCCUCAAAAAGAAGAAUAGAGGAAGGAAAAUCCUUUUACUGCUUUCAGUUGGAAGUUAAAAGAAGGUCAAAACUUCAAACAAUCAGAUAGUAGCUUUAAACAAAAUGAAGGUUAAUUUUAAAUGGCCUGAAAUAGUACUUAUAAAAUGAUAGGAGACUUAGAUAGGAGAUAUCAAUAACUUAUUUGUAACAUGUUUCCUGCAAAAGAUGAGCUAAUUUCAGAUCUCUUUUAUUUAAUUGCCUUAAGACUUGUGGCUGCCUCUCUCUCAGGUCUGCUCAAAACCUGGAAUUAAAGAGAAGAUUGAAAACAUCAUUUCAAGAAUAGUUGUUAUGCACUGGGGGAAUGGAACCCAGCAUCCUGUUACUUUGAUUAACACUUCUACAAUCAAAGAAUUGCAUCUUGUUUGUUCAUUUGCAUGCCCACAGGGAAAUUCUGGUAUCCCUUAGUCUUGGUGGUUGGGAGAAAGAAGUUCAGUACAUUGUUUUAAAGCCAUUCAUGGCAGUAGGUAAAAGUUCAUUUUUCUCUGAGGGAUGCAAGUUCUCUUGUGGAUUUUGUUUUGUUUUAAAGGAACUUAUAUGUUUGAAUAACAGUUCUUUGAUAUGAUUAAACAACUAAACUGGCUGAGG